Molecule: messenger RNA, 555 nt
Organism: Rangifer tarandus platyrhynchus (Svalbard reindeer)
Lineage: Eukaryota; Metazoa; Chordata; Mammalia; Artiodactyla; Cervidae
Source: the annotation of a GenBank genome assembly
AUGGAAGGGGAAGGGAAGCUGACGCUGUGUCAGGGUUCCCGGGAGCUGAGGGCAGACACAGAGUCCCCCGCCUCCCCCCGCAAAAUCCCCUUCCACUCUCGCACCCACAGCUCGCCUCCUCCGGGACCUGAGAAGACGUCCCCUUACCUGUGCGGAGACUUGUCACUCUGUAGCAAGUGGAGGGUACCUCCGGGUGUCCCGGGCGCCCGCCUCCAGCCCCUUCCUGGGGAGCAGCCCCCGCCCCACUCCCUGACACACGUCCCAGGUUGGGGCACGUGUUGUGUGCGGGCAGGGGGCAGAGGUGCCUCCAGGAGCCAGGCUGGAAUAUUCCUGGCUGCCACCCGCCACCGGCCUGUCCUGGGGGGCCAGCUGCCAGAGCGGAGAUGCUCCGGCCGGUCCGGGCCCGCCGUCAUCUGCCAGGAGCGCCAGGCGUCAGCUUUCGCUCACCAGGCGCCCGCCGGCUGCUCCCAGGCUGAGGCGAGUGGUUUAUUUUUAGAGCCCGGCCCUUCCCCAGACGCCAGGAUUCCAGCUGAGAUUUCCAGCGGCUCAAACUAG